CUUACCGAACUGUCAAAUCGAGGAACGUUGUUUGUAUACGAAAUUUUUAUCAGUUUUCAGCCUCAAGUACAAUCCAGGGACUUCGAACAAGUGAAUAAGAUCAGAAUGAAUCGUACAAUGGAUGAAAAAGAAGAAUUGGUUAAAAAGUCUUUAUUUAGUUUUGUGAGGAAAGAAGUACCCACUGCCCAAUUAAGUUUAAUAGAUGAUAUUGUUUUGAGUUAUGUGGUAAGUAUGGUAGAAGAAAGUGCACUUGAGGAAGAUUUGGAUGUUGAUGGAUUAUGUGAAAUGGUCUCUGCUUGCCUUCCUGAGUUUUCUACCAUUGAAAAAGAAGCAGUAUCUAAAUGGUUGUUAGAUAUUGAAAGCAAAUUACGGCAAGAAACUAAAGAAAAUGAAAAUUGCCAACCUCAGGAUCCUUUGAGUCAUAUUAGUUUAACAGCUUUGUUACCUCCUGGUACACAAAGAAUGAGAGUUCAUCAUCUCUCAGAAACAAGUGAUGCUGGAAGUGAUUCUAGUGGAGAAUAUUUUUCAGAAGAAUCAUCUUGGCAUCAAGUAGCACUUCUGCAAGAAAUGUUUCCAGCUGCAAGUCCAGCAGAAGCUAGACAUUGCUUAGCAGUUGCAGGUGGUGAUAUAGCAAAAGCAGCACAGCUUGCACUUCAUAGACAAGAAGCAGGACAAAGUCUUGUUAGUAAUCUUACUUUUCUAACACCAAACGGUCGUAACAAGGCAAGAGUAAAUGACGAGGAAUUGAAAUCACGUAUCAUCGCACGAUAUAGUUACGUUGAUAGAGAUGAUGAUUCACGUGAGCAUCGUCCAGUCGCCCCGAAAACGGAACCAAAAAAAUUAGUACGUUAUUUAGAUAACAAGAUUGUAAGUGUGAAAGGUGAACGUUAUACUGAAGUAAGAAGAGGUGGUGAAGAGGAAGAUGGGAAUGAAGGUGGUAGAAAAAGAGGUCAUUGCCGACCGUAACCAGUCCCUUUGCCUCCACCCCCUGAUCCACCCCCUUGGAGGCAUCUAAUUUCAAAUUAAAGCUUUCACUUACAUUCUCUUAUAUUGCUUAAAAAAGAGUACGGAUAGGGCGUUGAAUUUCUAUAUUUGUAGCACUAUCCAUUUUGUUCCUGCUUUCAGUUGACUUUCUCACAAUCAUCUUUCGCAAUCAUUUUUAUCAAUUUUAGAACCACCUUUUUUGUCCUUUUAUGUGUGAUAUUAUCCUUAUUGUGAUCUGACGCAAGAGAUUUGUAGCAUUUUAAAAAGCCACGUAUAUAUAUAUAUAUAUAUAUACACACACGAUGUACCGUUUACAAUGUAGAUCAAUGAAAACUUUUCCCUAAUGAGACAUCGCUAUUGUUAUUAUUAUUAUUGAUAUUAAUAUCAUUAAUACUAUUAAUAUUAUUAUUAAUAUUAAUAAUAAUAAUAAUAAUAAUA
Apis laboriosa (Himalayan honeybee) is the source of this 1422-nucleotide messenger RNA. RefSeq names its product CUE domain-containing protein 2. Bases 106 to 966 code for a protein of 286 amino acids. Lineage: Eukaryota; Metazoa; Arthropoda; Insecta; Hymenoptera; Apidae. The record is from RefSeq and is a predicted model, not a curated record. The transcript is spliced from 5 exons.